Molecule: messenger RNA, 1002 nt
Organism: Seminavis robusta
Lineage: Eukaryota; Bacillariophyta; Bacillariophyceae; Naviculales; Naviculaceae
Source: the annotation of a GenBank genome assembly
CUCCAGAGUUGCAGAUUUAUAUUUUAUACAAACCGGUACUUCGGACUUCUAUUUCACCGAGCACUGGAAAGGUCCAGCAGCGAUCGAAGGUCAAGGAAUUGAGUUGCCAUUCCCAAAGGAGCAGUUAACAGAGAAUGGUUUUGGCUGAUGGAACUCGGAAAAUGGUGUCGAAUGUGACGGUCCUCAAUCGAGGUUCAUUUCUGUCAUUCGUCGUGCUGUGCUUCUUCUUUGGUCGGUCGACAGCAUGGGAACAGCGAAUUCCUACACGUCAAUCAGUCGUCUCCGAAGGAAGAAGAAGCUUUGUUCUCUUCAGCAGUGACACAGCUGGUGGUCAGGAUCCAGUACUUCGGUUGCCAAUCAUGGAAGCUGAACUGGCCAUCCUUGGAUCCGACGAAGAUCCCACCGAUUUGAAAACGGCCAUUGGUGAUGCCAAGACGGCUGCAGAAUUUGGAGUUCGUAGAUCGCAACUAGAGUUUUAUGAUGCCUUUUCCAAUGGUGACUUGGAAGCAAUGGAAACGGUUUGGAGCACGGAAUCGGACGUGCGGUGUGUGCAUCCAGGCCUACCGAGCAUUGAAGGGAGGGAAGCAGUUAUGGCAUCCUGGAAGCAGAUAUUUUCUGGUGGAAAGGGAAAGUUUUCCAUUGAGCCAGCGAGAGUUCAAAUUGAGAUAUGUGGCUUGACAGCCAUUUGUACUUGUGUAGAAAAGGCAGAGGGUGGUGGUCAGCUGGAGGCGCUGAAUAUCUACAAGCGUGAGGGUGGCAGCUGGCGCAUGACACUUCACAUGGCAGGCCCGGUUGUAGUGCAGCGUGGUGGGGAGGCAUUCUUCUAGUAUUAUUUUACUGGAAGCGGACGUCAAAAACUGCUACCGUACCAAUCAACAUUCUUCCAAUCGGCUUCAUCAAAGAGUUCUAGUUUGCAUCAAGAACUGUUAGCAAGAUCUCGCCUCAUCAGUUGCCUCAAUCGGUACCAGUAAUAUUAGUCUACUAAACAGUACGCUGUACCGU